AUGAGAAUCGCAAACAUGACCUCGACAAAGUCAACAGCCUUUCGCCAAAUCAUUGAACUGGCCAUCGUGAAUUGGAUGUUCACAACCUCACCUAAUGGAUAUAACACUGGCCACUGUCAGGACUCUAGUGACCUUCCAUUCCGCAUCAACACCCCCAUCCAACUAGAACACAAUCAAGUCUACAAAAUCACUCAGUUCUAUUGCAAAUCACCGUCUCAUCGUUUUUCGCCUAUCAAGCUUCUACGAUAUUCCACCAUGUGUUUGCAUGAACAAUUCUCCUUCCCUGUGUGUUGCGGUCAUAUCGAAGAGAGAUUGAACAGCUACUGCCACUUCGCGCGUAACGACCCCCAACACUAUUGCGGGGAAAAGGCUAGAGUUAAAAGCUAUACGGAAGGAAGUCCAUGGCCUCAAGAGGGACCUUGUGAUUCCUGUAUCAGCACUGCCACUCAAGAGGAGAUGGAGGCAUGGGUGCCAGACCCUGUGAAGCGGAACAAGUUCUUCUUCCAAUUCCGUCUUAAUAUGAUGGAAGCUGCCCGUGAGCCUGAGAGAAAGGCACAGCAAGCGCAUUUUAUCAAGGCCAAGAAUGAUACUGCAUGGGUCAACAAAGAACUUCGAGAGAAGUAUAAGGAGAUGGCAGCCGCAGAAAAGGCCGCCGAAGAGGGCGACAUCAGAACGCCUACACAGGAAGACUUCAUGAACGUUGAUCGCGGCGGAUCCUCUUCGCAAGGCGGAAACGCGUCUGGCAAGUAG
This is a messenger RNA of Colletotrichum costaricense, 750 nucleotides long. RefSeq lists its product as uncharacterized. The record is from RefSeq and is a predicted model, not a curated record. The transcript has 2 exons. Bases 1 to 750 code for a protein of 249 amino acids. Lineage: Eukaryota; Fungi; Ascomycota; Sordariomycetes; Glomerellales; Glomerellaceae.